CCAGACUUGCUCUCCCUAAGAUGCAACCCCCUCCCCUCCUCUGCAUUUCUCCUUCAUUCUCCAAUCUAUAUUAACUCGCUUUGCUGGACUCAGCACCACCCUUUGCAUCCCAGAGAUGUACACCGGGCUCACCUCGCCGGCGUCGUCAUCGAUUGACUCGCCCACUCCUACCCCACGCCUCUCCGCCAUUGAUUCGUGGUCGCCCCUGCCAUCGCCUCCGCCCUCGUAUACCUCGAGCUGUAAUCGCUAUCGGCAGGGACGGUAUCGGCCCUAUACCACCAACUCUAACAAUCCAACCAAGUUUACCCCGCGUCUCGUCCCCACGUCCACCCUGUCUCCCACCGACAAAGCUGCACCCAUCGUCGACGACUGUGGCCCGCGACGCCGUCAAACAUACCCUCCCCCCCGUUACUCCAACUACACGUACCAGCACCGCCAACACUCCAUGCCCAGCCCGGCCCAUCGGCCAUACAGCGCUCCGGCUCCUACUCCGCCCCCGCUCUGGGCCCCCAAUGUCUUCUAUAAUCGCGGUAGUCUCGUCUGGUAUGCUGGCAGUGUCUGGAGGUGCGACACACCGCACACAAGUGGAGACUUGGCAAGAGAGCCAACAGAGAGCUUGCACCUCUGGACCCCGGUGGGCAGCUCCCUCGUUUCGGCGCCAGGCGGCUAUGCUCCGCCACCGAUGUACCACCUGUCUACACCACCACACAUGCCCACGCGUCCGCGCACUGCCCCCGCAAGCGCCGAGCGCGCUCGCUCCAGCGCACUGCUUGAAGAUACCGAUGCGUCGCGGAACGUCACGUAUCUGCACGAGGAGCUGUCGGGAACAAGGGUAUGGCGCGUGGGUGGCGUUGGGGUAUUCGCCUAUGCGGAAGACGUCCGCGCCGAGCGUGUGCGUCAAGCGGCCUGGCGGGAAUGGUCGGCGACCAACGGACGUGAAGAGUGGUUACAGGCAGCGCGAGCACGCACGACAACAUACGUGGCCGCGCAUGACCAAGGACGCUUGCGUCCAUUGGUGCGCUGGCAUCUCGUCGAAGGGCAAGACCCUCUCCCACCAGACGCCCUCCCCGUCGGCCGCGAAGGAAGUGGAGCCGUGCUCUACUCCGCGCGAACGUGGCUCAGUGGCGGCGUCGAGAUCGGAAAAUGUGGGACGCACAUUCGCGGGCGGAAUGCGUUCACGCUGGACGGCGAGGAGCUCGACGUGGCUUUCUUCGAGGUGCUUUGUGGGCCACCCGACGUCGUUGAGUGGGUGCCCUUCGAACGGGGAACGAGUGCCAAUCUUCCGGGGUGGCAGCCGGUCGAGGGCGCCCGCGACCGAACAAACCAGCGCGCCGUGCUGAUCGCACGCGCCAAACAUGAAGGAGGCCUGCAGCCUGGCAAAUGCCUCGUAGACGACGACCACGCCUGCAUCCCCUUCGGCGGGCAGGACUCUUGGGUCACCCCCUUUGAGGUUCUCACGUACGCUGGCAUAUUUAGGCGCUAGCUCUGCAUCCCACUGGGACCGCCGUUAGCCGUUGCUGCCUCGCCACGGCGUCAUGCUCCUUGCAUCUUCGCAAAAAUGGGAUCUGAAUCCCAGGACACUUCCGACCUCUCCGACAUUGUCCUCAGCUCUGCGUGACCAGCAUCCCUCGCUUUACCCUCCUAUUUGCCGUUGGUGGCUGGCCCAAUGCC
This is a messenger RNA of Cutaneotrichosporon oleaginosum, 1671 nucleotides long. The record is from RefSeq and is a predicted model, not a curated record. NCBI's taxonomy places the organism in Eukaryota, Fungi, Basidiomycota, Tremellomycetes, Trichosporonales, Trichosporonaceae.